Molecule: messenger RNA, 738 nt
Organism: Solanum lycopersicum (tomato)
Lineage: Eukaryota; Viridiplantae; Streptophyta; Magnoliopsida; Solanales; Solanaceae
Product: histone H3 variant H3.3
Cellular component (GO): nucleosome; nucleus
Molecular function (GO): structural constituent of chromatin; DNA binding; protein heterodimerization activity
Source: RefSeq, marked validated
AGAAUUUUUUUCAUUCACAAAAUCUAAAGAGGAGGAGAAGAAGAAGAAGGAGUAAUAGUUUUUCUGAGAGAUGGCUCGUACCAAGCAAACUGCUCGUAAGUCUACAGGAGGAAAGGCUCCCAGGAAACAACUUGCCACUAAGGCUGCACGUAAGUCUGCUCCUACCACUGGUGGUGUGAAGAAGCCACACAGAUACCGACCUGGUACUGUUGCUCUUCGUGAAAUCCGUAAGUACCAAAAGAGUACUGAGCUCUUGAUCAGGAAGCUUCCAUUCCAGAGGCUUGUUCGUGAAAUUGCCCAGGACUUCAAGACUGAUUUGCGUUUCCAGAGUCAUGCGGUGCUAGCUCUGCAAGAGGCUGCUGAGGCCUACUUGGUGGGUCUCUUUGAGGACACUAACCUUUGUGCCAUUCACGCCAAGCGUGUGACUAUCAUGCCAAAGGACAUUCAGCUUGCCAGGCGAAUUAGAGGCGAGCGUGCUUAGUUUGUUUACUGAAGUAGUAGCUUUGUUUGUCGUAUUUUAACUCUUUUCUUGUUAGACAAAGACAACUAAUGAAUUUAGUAGUAGGGUAAUGUGCUUCUAAGUUUGUUUUGGUAGCCCGGAAUGUGCUGUAGUCUUGUUGCCGUUGUAGACAUUUUGUCUAGAUUGUCACACCUCUGGUGUUUAACAAUGUUCAGUAUUUUCAUCUAAUGGCUAGUCUCCAAGUUGUAGAUAUUAUUGAUUUUAUAUCUACAAAUAAA